CAGUUGUUAUAUAUAUUAAAAUACAUUCUGUAAUUAAAUCACAAAGCAAUGUAUAAUUUUCAGUGUUAAGUUUGUACACACGUCUGUUUAAAUUCAUGGUCACGAUUCCCGAUAGCAGACUAAGUUUUUGUAACAGUUGCGUAAAAAUAGUACUUUUUUGAGAGUAUAACAUAAUGUGUUAUAAAACUAUAAUAAUUUCUUCUAUAAAUAAAGUCUGUAAUUAUUAUAAUGUGAACCAUAUUCGAGUGUUUAAGAACUUACAAAAUUAACCGUGGCGUGAGUUUUUAAUGGUUUUGACGUAUUUAACGAUGGGUGAAAAUUUAUGAUGACCCGACCCGACAGAAAUAUGUCCGACCAAGGUUUAAUAUUAUGAAGGUGGGUACAAAUACGUAUAGUGUACAUAUUGUAAAUAAUGUGAAUAUAGUGAAUGUCGAUGAUGACGUAUGCACAUAAACCACAACAGUCCACCGCCAUCUCCUUCCAUCAGGCAUACGGAUCACAUGGUCCAGUGACCAGUUCAGUAUAGUUUGGUAAUAAUAGUAAACAACUGCCGUAGUGUGGUUACACUAAACAUAUAUUAUAUAAUGAUACAAUUCUAUCGCCGAAAGCGCCUAUGCACAGUUUGUCGUCACGCCAUCGUUUAGACGGUCAGCUGUUUGUGUGGCGCCGUUCAGAAAAAUCGAACUUACAACGAGAGAGAACAUUAUGAACGCGGUUAAAAGCAACAACGUUUUAGCGCUAUGCGUUUCGAUUCUGAUAUCCUCGACGUUUCCCGCUGUAGUCGUCGCAAUUUACAACAAUUAUGCAGUUGUACACGGACAUACGGGAAACAAAUCCGAUUCGAAUACUUUGAGACUGGUCCACGCGGUUUUUAGACACGGAGAACGAACGCCUGCCGACACAUACCCUCUGGAUCCAUAUAUAAAUUCGUCGUGGGAGCCAUUCGGGUGGGGUCAACUGACAAAUAAUGGUAAACGAAAACAAUACGAGCUCGGAAAAUUUAUCAAAAAGCGUUACUCUGGAUUUUUGGAAGUCCUGUACUCUUCGAAAAAAGUCUCAUUUAGAAGUACUGACGUGGACAGAACCCUAAUGAGUGCUCAGCUAGUCGCGUCUGCCAUAUACAAGCCAGUUGGAGCACAGAAAUGGAAUAAGUAUUUAGAUUGGCAACCUAUUCCAAUACAUUCGGAACCUCUCAAUCACGACCGAUUGUUAUUAGUGCGAAUAAACUGUCCCAAGUAUCACGAAGAAAGACAAAAAAUAAUGAAUUCCACCGAAGUUCUCGAAGAGCUUAACACUUAUAAUGAUUUAUAUGGUUAUCUGUCCAUUCACACUGGACUGACCAUUGAAGACCCUGAUGAUGUACAAUCGAUUUAUAGUACGCUGAAAGCCGAGGCGGACUAUGGAGUUGCCCUUCCAAGUUGGACAUCCAAAGUAUAUCCUACCAAAUUGGCCAAAGUUACAUCUAGAAGUUUUAUACUAAACUCAUACAAUAAUAAAAUGAAAAAACUCAAAGGAGGUCCAUUACUAAAACAAAUACUGGAAAAUAGUAAAGAUAAAAUAAACAAACAGUCCACACAUCAGUUGUAUGCCUACGCCGGUCAUGAUUCAACUAUAUCCAAUCUUUUAAUUGCUUUGGGUGUAUGGGAUGAGCAAAUUCCUACGUAUAAUAUGUUAGCAUUAUUAGAGGUACACGAAUCACAGAGAGGAAAUUUCUACUUAAAGGUGUUUUUGCGUAACGAAUCAUCGAUAGAGCCUUAUCACUUACAAAUACCUAAUUGUAAAGACGAUUUAUGUACUAUAGAACACAUCGAGAACUUGACUGCAAACGUGAUACCAUCGGAUUUGAGUGAAGAGUGCAAGACUGAUAAUCCCAAAUUUUCGAGUUUAAAAUUUACUGACCGAGGCCCAUAAAAUUACAAUUAGAACGGGUUAAUGAAUAAGAUUAGUGAUCACAUACUUAAGAUUACCAUCUAAAAUAUUAAUAUGUGAUAACUUAUUUUUUAUUUAAAUAACAAAGGUUUGAUUUAUUUUUAUUAUCCAAGAAAAGCAAUGAAUAUAUUUGGGGGUCUAACAAUUUGUCUUUUGAUAAUUGUAUUAUGUACAUCGGGAUUUUAUGACUCCGUAUGGGAAAUUAUUUUAAUUUGAUAAUAUUUAAACAAAAAAAAUCUUUAUUUGGAAGUUAUUUUUGUUAUUAUUUAAUAACAACAAAUAUACGCUAAAAAUCUAAAAUAAGAGUAUCAGAUGUAUUAGACAUUUUUUAGUGUGUAUUAUGUGUUUUAGAAUUUAAAAUUUAAUAUAUUUUCAAAUUUUUUAGUAUGUUAUGAUAUACGGUUUUAGUAUACCUAAUUAUACAAGAUAUUUAAUUAUUAGUUUUCUGAGUACAACAUAAUAAUAUUAAACUAUAAUAUAAUAUAUGUAUUAAUAAAUAAACAGUUUUUAUAAAGUUA
Aphis gossypii (cotton aphid) is the source of this 2447-nucleotide messenger RNA. Its product is annotated as prostatic acid phosphatase-like. The record is from RefSeq and is a predicted model, not a curated record. Gene Ontology annotation, biological process: dephosphorylation. The coding region runs from base 706 to 1911 and encodes 401 amino acids. NCBI's taxonomy places the organism in Eukaryota, Metazoa, Arthropoda, Insecta, Hemiptera, Aphididae. The transcript has 8 exons. Gene Ontology annotation, molecular function: phosphatase activity.